Plasmodium gonderi is the source of this 9285-nucleotide messenger RNA. RefSeq names its product transcription factor with AP2 domain(s). NCBI's taxonomy places the organism in Eukaryota, Apicomplexa, Aconoidasida, Haemosporida, Plasmodiidae. Bases 1 to 9285 code for a protein of 3094 amino acids. The transcript has a single exon. The record is from RefSeq and is a predicted model, not a curated record.
AUGUUUGUGUGUUCCAGAGAAGAAAUUAAUUCGCGUGAUGACAGCUUGAGUAAUGAUUUAAAACAGGAAAAAUUAUCUAUCGCAAAUUCAGGAUACAAAAAUAGUGAUAUGUUGAAUAAGUUACACAAUUCAGGAGAAAAAGGUAAGAAUAGUACUAAUUUAAACACGUUUGAUAAAGUGCAAUUUUCUGAUGAAAAAAGGUUGAUAAGUUGUCACAGUUUAAGAAGUGCUUUGAACGAUAAGACGGAAAUAAUUAACUUUGUUAAAGGAAAACAAAUGAACUUUAGUUUAAUAAGGAAUGAAAAAAAAGUCAACAAAUUACACACAUUAGAAAAAAGGAGAAAAUUCGGUAGAACAGGUACAAUUUUUAAAAAGGAUUAUUCUAAACACUUCAAUUUAACAAGUAAAACCAGAAGAAGUGUUCAUAAUAUGAGACUUCAUAAGAGUAGAAGCAAAUCGGAAACUAGGUUCAACAGGCAAAUGAUUACUCUCCCUUUUCUCAGUUCAAUUGAUUCUUGCAAGAGCCACACACGCAGUUGUACUUGUAGCACUUCAUCGUUCAGCAGUGAAAAUAGUGACAAUGAAAGUGGGAGUGAAAGUGGGAGUGAGAGUGAAAGUGGGAGUGAGAGUGAAAGUGGGAGUGAGAAUGAAAGUGGAAGUGAGAAUGAAAGUGGAAGUGAGAAUGGAAAUGAGAAUGAGAAUGGAAGUGGGAAUGAGAGCGUAAGUGGAAGUGGGAACGAAAGUAGACAUGAGCAUGAAAUGAACGAUGUAGAUGAUAUUAGGAAAAAUUUCAUAAGUGGCAGUGUCAACACAUGCAUGGGUGCUGCGGGUGAUGAUAAUAAUACUAAGAUAGAAGUUAUCACUGGAAAGGAUAGGAACAAGAGUGAUGAAUCAAAUUGGAGAAGUGAUUUUAAAUAUAUGAAUGAUAUGCCCAAUGAUAAGAAAGAAGGUAUUACAAAAUUUCAUGGAAAAACGGAUAUAGAAAAUGAUGAAGAAAUAUAUAUUAAUUGUUUACAAAAAAAUGGUAAAGAAAAAAAGGAGAAAUGUAAAAAUGCAAAGAAGAAUAAAAGAAAAAACAAAAUAGGAAAAAGUAAUAAUGAUCAUUAUAAUGACCAUUGCAUUAAAACUACGUUGGAAAAUGGAACUGUAGACAAAUUGAAAUCAAGCUUUUGCAUAGAAAAGGAAAAGUGCGUAAAUAAUAUUAGCAAUAUGGAAGAAAAGUGGAAAAUGAAAUGUUUCAAUAAAUUUGAUGGUGAAAUUUGUUCAUGGGAAAAUAUCGAACAACAGGAAUUUAAUUGCUCCCACGGAAAUGAAAAGGAAUACGAAAAAGAUAAUUCAAAUCAUAAUGGAUUAGAGAGAGAACAUAAUUACAAAUACAAUAGUGAAUAUAAAACUCAUGAUAAAAAAGGAAAUAAAAUAAAUAAGCAUUGCAUGGAGAAGGAUGAUACAUUAAAAUCUUCCAACUCGACAUGCUGCUUAGAAUAUGGAAAAAACAUAGAAUCGGAAUGUGAUCGAGAACAAGAUGACAGAGAAGCAGAUACUGUUAGAAAUUAUGAAAAGGAAAAAAUAUCCUUCACAAAAGAAUAUAAAAAUGACGCUUUUUGCAAAAGUGGUAAAAAUGAAAUUCUGCAGGAAAGGGAGAAUGAUCAUUUAACUAUUGAUGAACUGUUACAGAGUGAAGUGUGUAACACAGAAUGUGUAAAAAAGCAAAUUAAUUCAUGCAACAAUUUUGACAGAAAUAAUAAAAUAAAAGAUAGUUUGACUUUAUUGAAUAAUGAAUUUAAACAGGAUGUAAAUCGAUAUUAUAAAAAAUUAGCUCUGUUGAAAAGGAUCAAAGUUACUAAUGGGGGUGAAUUUUCGGACGAAGAAUUUUUCACAAAACAAAUUUUAGAAAAAAAAAAUUGGAAAAGAAAAUUCGUAAAAGGUGAAAAUUUCAGAGAUAUCAAUCCAAACAAUAAUGAUUCGAAAAUUUCGAAAUGGAAGGGAAAUAAUUCUGUGGGAACUCCCCAAACAGAACUGGAUGCCUUAUGUUGCAUUGUUAAAGAUGAGAAGUGCAAUGGUUUACUUGAUGAAGACAAAGAGAAAACAUUAAUUCAUGAAGAAGAGAAUCUGUCGAAAGGCGAAGAAAGGGAAGACGAGGUAAAAACAAUUCAUUCUGAAAACAAGCAUUAUGAAAUCGUGCAUUCUGAAAACAUGUACUCUUUAUCAACUAAUAAUAAUAGAAAAAAUUUUAUUUUUAUACCUGGAAACACAACCAUAACAACCCAUGCAAAUAGUAAAUUGAAAAUUCACUCAAUUUUGGAUGACAACAAAAUGUUAAAUUGCAAAAUGAAAUGGGAGAAAAAAAAAGAAAUGUAUGAACCCUUGAUAAAUGCUCAAGAAAGAAGAGGAGAUCUUGAUCAAAAUAUGAUCAUGAUCAAAAGUUCAGCUGAGCGUGCAAUAGCAAGCAAAGUAAGAAUCCCUGAAAUGAUCAAUAUAAUGACUCAGAGGAAAAAUAAUAACAAUUUAACGGGUACACUUAACAGUCCAUCUAACACUGAAAAUGAUAAGGGGAAAGUUUAUUUAAAACAGAAUUAUUUCUGCGACAAUAAGAAUUUAUUUUGUUCUUACAUGCAUAUGCUAGGCGCGAGGGAAAAUGAAAAUGUGCAAUUCCUACGUACGGGAGAAAAUGAAAAUGUGCAAUUACUACGUACGGGAGAAAAUGAAAAUGUGAGAUUUCUAGGUGCGAGAGAAAAUGAAAAUGUGAAAUUCCUAGGUGCGAGGGAAUUUUUAAAUGCGCAAUUCCUAGGUUCAAGGGAAGUUUUGAAUGCGCAAUUUCUAGGUGCAAACGGAAUUUCAAAUGUGCAUAUAGCAGGUGCAAAUACAAAUACGCUAAAUCUAGGUGCAAGAACAAAUAUUUUAAAUCUAGGUGCAAGAACAAAUAUUUUAAAUCUAGGUGCAAGAACAAAUAUUCUAAAUCUAGGUGCAAGAACAAAUAUUCUAAAUCUAGGUGCAUGUACAAAUGUGCACAUGCUAGCUAACGGUGCACGCGAACUGAAUAAUUGCGAAAAUGAAUUUAUUCUACCACUGAAUGACGUCAUACUAGGUAAUGAUGGGACAGUGAGCGAAGGGGAGAAUGGAAAUGAUAAUAUGAUGAAAAACAGCUGGAGUAAUUCAUCCUUUUUCUAUAGGCAUAACAAUUUUAGUGAAUAUUUCUCCCCCUUUUCUAAAAGUGUUUGUCCAAAUGGGUACCUAAAUAUUCCGAGCCAAAACUGCUCAGGAUAUCCCAACAAACACCAAAUGAGGGUGAAAAUUUCUGGGCCCUUAGAUCCAAAUUGUACAGACAACUAUUUUCAUUACAGUGAAAAUAAAGAUUUCCGUUCUCUCAACUACGAUGUUAGAAAUAGUUUCAAUAGUUGCAAUAAUUGCAGUAAGUGCAGCAAUUCCAAUGAGUGCAGCAAUUCCAAUGAGUGCAGCAAUUCCAAUGAGUGCAAUAAUUCCAACGAGUGCAGUAAUUCCAACAAGUGUAGCAAUUCCAACAAGUGCAGCAAUUCCAAUGAGUGCAAUAAUUCCAACGAGUGCAGUAAUUCCAACAAGUGUAGCAAUUCCAACAAGUGCAGCAAUUCCAAUGAGUGCAAUAAUUCCAACGAGUGCAAUAAUUCCAACGAAUGCAGUAAUUCCAACAAGUGUAGCAAUUCCAACAAGUGUAGCAAUUCCAACAAAUGCAAUAAUUCCAACGAGUGCAGUAAUUCCAACAAGUGUAGCAAUUCCAACAAGUGUAGCAAUUCCAACAAGUGUAGCAAUUCCAACAAGUGUAGCAAUUCCAACAAGUGUAGCAAUUACAACAAGUGUAGCAAUUACAACAAAUGCAGUAAUUCCAAUAAUUGCAGUACAUGCAAUAAUUCCAUCUAUUACAACAGUUCCACCUACUGCAACAGUUACAGUUGUUCCCAUUAUGACCCUGUCGGUCACGACAACCAAAACGAUCGCGUUGAUUCCUGCAUGCAUAACGUAUAUGACCAUUUUCCCCGAUUCCAGCCGCUUGCAUAUAAAGAUCUUAGUUUCGAUGGAUAUGAUGCCAAUGUAGAAAUAAUGAAAGGGCGAAAUAACUACAAUUGUGAACACAUGAGCACUAGUGAUUGUGAAAAUAAGUUUUCCACUUCUAAUUAUUUUAACAAUAACAAAUAUGCUUGCAUUCACUUCUCAAAUAAAACGAAUGAUAUAGAUACGAAUAAUUUUUAUUUCACCAAUGGAGAUAAUAAUGAUAAAAUGAAUAUCAUUAAAAGUGAUGAACAAAUAAAAGUUCCAAAAGAAGCUGAAAUACGUUUUUACAACAAUUACCCAUUUAGUCAGUGUGAUCAAACCUCUGCAUGCGGACAAAAUUUCCAAUUUUCCUCUAACAGUAAUUCAACUUCUUUUAUUAACAUUCACAGGAGUGAUACUCAUCUCCCUCUCCAGGAUGAUGGAAAAGAUGUAGUGUUAAGUAGUGGCAAUGAUCAUGCAGAUGAAAAUGAAAUCGAAAAGAAUAAUGUUAAGUCGGGGAAAUCAGUCCAGAUCGUUAAAGUAUAUAUCGAAGAAGAAGAUGAUAUGGAAAAACAACCCCUUGACACCUCCAAAAAUGAAGGGGAAAACAAAGAACAAAAUGAAGGCCAAAAUGGAGCUAAAAAUGAAGGUCAAAAUGGAGCUAAAAAUGAAGGCCAAAAUGGAGCUAAAAAUGAAGGCCAAAAUGGAGCCAAAAAUGAAGAUGAAAAUGGGGCCAAAAAUGAAGACCAAAAUGACAGUGAGCGUAAUGAUCAGGAGGGCGCUACUUUAAAAAAUUCAAAUUGCACUCGAUCACAAAGUUCAGGGGUGGAAAAGAGGGACUUAAGUGCGCAUGCAAAGAGGAUAAGUGUAGAUGAGAUGAAUUCAUCAAAAGAUUGUAAAAGUUCAUGUUUCGAAGAGGGUGCACAGAGUUGUGAUAAUCAAUGGAGCGGGAGCUUAAGUACUAACACAGGAAAUAGUAUCAGCAGCAGUAGCAUAUGUUGCAGCAAGCUGUGCGAUGGGAGUGGUAAUACAGUCAGCUGCUGUGGCUCCAUAAGUAGUAAGUGCAAUGAUACAUGUGUAAGUUAUAAUGGCACACGCGAAUUUUUAAAUAAUAUAUUUUCAGAUGAUAUGUGCACAAGUUCGAAGGAAUAUGUUAGUACGUAUAAUUGUGAUGUAAAAAGUGAAAGGGAAUAUGAUGCAUGCAUUGAUUUAACUAGUACAGUUUCUCCCUAUUUUUCCGAUAAUAAUGCAUACAAAUUACGCUUCACUUUAGAAGCUGGGAGGGGUUCCGAUAUUCCUCAUUCUCAUAGAGCAGAUAUACGGAGCAAUGAGAAUAUAAGCAUAUUCAAAGAAAUGAAUUUUUUUAAUUCCUACGAUAAUUAUGGCCACAGUGCUAAAGUUCAUCCCAGCAAUAUUGAUAUUAUUGGGCAAGGUAAUAACAUUAGCAAUUGUCACGUUAAUGAUUUCGGUAAUUUGUCCCAUCAGAACUACCACAACUGUUCCGAUAAUUUCCAUGGUUCCGAUAAUUUCCACGGUUCCGAUAAUUUCAACAGUUCCGAUAAUUUCAGCUAUUCCAGCAAUUUCAACUAUUCCGGCAAUUUCAAUUAUUCCGACAAUUUCAACUAUUCCGACAAUUUCAACUAUUCCAGCAAUUUCAACUAUUGCGAUAAUUUCAACUUUCGCGAUAAUUUCAGCUGUUUUAAUUGUUAUGACCAUCCUAACCUCCAAUUUCUUCAGAAUUGUCAAAACUGUCAAAAUUACAAAUUUCACAAAAAUGACUGUAAUAAUUGGAACAUUAUCAACGAGUCUCCCGCGUUAAGUCAAACUAAUGACUUACAAAAUAUUCAAUUCGAAAUGAACAAAAAAUGUUAUUUUUAUAAUGGAUACCUUACAAAUGUGCAAGAUGAAAUGAAUGGAAAUUUUUCCAAAAUAUUCGACAAGAAUGAAGCACAUGCCGAUAUACCUACCAAUAAUAUUACCUAUAAGAAAGAAAUAAAAGAAGAAAAUGAUUUUACAAAUCUAAAAAGUAUUCAUAAUAAUAAUAAUAAAUUCCAAGAUGAAGAUACUAUCUACUCCAGUGAUAUUCACACAAGCACAAAAAGUAAUAGUACUCUCGAUGUAAACACUAAACAAGUUUGUGAUCUUACAUACAACUUUUCAAAUACCAGUGUAAAAUAUAACACAUAUUCCUGUCAUAAUGAUAUAUCCCCAAAUGGAUAUGAAAAAUAUGAAAAUAAAAAUAUAACUGGCGUUGAUAAAUAUAACUUUGGGCAAUGCAACAAUAAGAGCAAUUCGAGUUGCAUUAAAUUCAAUGAACAAUGUAGGGAUAACAACGAAAGUCUGACAGUUACUGGUUCUUGUGAUCGGAAAAGUGUUUUAGAGAACAAAAGUACAGGUGUCGAGGGAAGAACAGGAGGAAGUACGAUAGGCAUGACUGGGUUGAGUGUACAACAAAUUGACGAAACACAUGUAUCAGUAAGAAAGAAAGAAAUCGACAUGAAAUAUAAUACUGAUUCCAAUAUGUUAAAUGGAUCACUUAAAGAAAUGCAUGGCAUUAAUAAUUAUGCAACAAAUAUGCUCGAUGUAGAUGUAAACAAUAGAGCUGAAAAUAAAAAUAGAUCCUAUCAGAACAUCCAAAAUGAUAUGAGUAAAAUAAGUGUAAAAUGUUGCAGUGAAAAAUAUCGCAUAAACUGUGGCCAGAAAAUAAGCGAUAAUGAUAACGGAAUAAUUAAUAUACACAUUAAUGGAAAUGAGAAAAACAACAAAGGUAACAUGAAUGAUGAUAUGAACACAACUGAAUGUACAAAUGGUGAUGGUACUAUUGUUGACUACUUAAAUGAAACUCAUAAUGAUUUGGAAAAGAUAAAUUACAUGAUUUGUCCCACGAAAUGCAAUUGCGUGAAUGAGUUAAAUUUUUUAAAUAACAAUUUUAAGGAUUUAAAUUACUUGAACAGUACAGAAGAGAAAAUUAAUUUUUUAGAGGAUGUAAAUUACAGGGACUAUGUACAAAAUUUAACUUAUUUCAAUUCAGAAACGUGUAAAAAUGACGAUGGAGAUGUGGAUAGUAAAAUCAGUGGGGAAAAUAGUAUCAUGUUCAGCAAUUGCUCCGAUAAUAGCGCCAAUAAUGGCAUCAUCGACUAUUCAAAUAAAGGCACCGGCAGCUACGCCAAUAAUACCACGGGUAACUGCACCGACAACGGCAUUGACAAUUGCACCGAAAAUUGCAACAGUGAUGAUCGGCAUAACGACGCAAGUUACUACAGUAAAACUAUGUCCCUAAACUACGAGAACUAUUUUAACUACACAAAUAAUAUUUACCAUGCACAUCACCUGAAAAGUUUCCCAUACCAUAUGAACGACAACAAUACUGACAGUCAUGUUGUUAAUGCUAAUAUUGCAACUGAUGGGAUAAACAUGCACACUAACUCCAAUGGAAUGAACAUGCACACAAACUCCAAUGGAAUGAACAUGCACACUAACUUCAAUGGAAUGAACAUGCACACAAACUCCAAUGGAAUGAACAUGCAAACAAACUCCAAUGGAAUGAACAUGCACACAAACUCCAAUGGAAUGAACAUGCACACAAACUCCAAUGGAAUGAACAUGCACACAAACUCCAAUGGAAUGAACAUGCACACUAACUCCAAUGGAAUGAACAUGCACACAAACUCCAAUGGAAUGAACAUGCAAACAAACUCCAAUGGAAUGAACAUGCACACUAACUUCAAUGGAAUGAACAUGCACACAAACUCCAAUGGAAUGAACAUGCACACUAACUUCAAUGGAAUGAACAUGCAAACAAACUCCAAUGGAAUGAACAUGCAAACAAACUCCAAUAGAACAAUUUGUAAUAACAUGAAUAGUGCAUUGUAUAACCACGCACUGAAUUUUAGCGACAUCUACGCAAACAAUGAGACACUUGGUAUAGAUACUUCCAUUUAUGACAAAGAGAAUAAAACGUAUGAACAAAAUGGAACAUAUGAGGGCAUAACGCAUAGCAGAAUGUACACAACAUAUGAUAAGUUCAUUUCGCAUGAUGGUAUAUUAAAUGGAGAAUAUAGCAGAAAUAAUAAUUAUAUUAAGCAUGAAAUGAAUAACCCUAAGAUUAGAGAAUUCAAUUUGGAUUAUAAUAGUAAUAUUAGAGAUAUACCGAAUAAUGUUAGUAUUAUCAAGAAUGAACAUUUAACAGCAAAUAGUACCAGGAACAUUAAGGAAGACAGUGUCAAAAAUGACGUUUGCAGUAUUAACAGUGUAAGCACUAUAAGCAGCAUUAAUAAUGGUAGUAGUAAUAAUAAUAAUAGUAAGAAGAAGAAGAAGAAGAAGAAGAAGAAGAAGAACAUAGUAAAAUGUAAAAAUGAAAAAAAAAAAUAUUCAAAAACCAAAAAUCCAGGAUACUGUAGGAAAGAAAAGAAAGAAGAAAAAUGUAGUAGCUAUAUGUGUAGCAAUAAAGGAGAUUUAUUAAGUAGAAGAUAUGAAAUGCAAAAAUCAGUGCUACUAAAUAUUGACGGAGAAAUAAGAAAAAUAGCAGAUGAAAUUGUUAAGAAUGCAUAUAUAUUACCAUCAAAGACAUUAAGUGGUAAAAACACACUUGAUCGUAAUCACCCCAUUCAUAGUGUUUGGAAGGACACAACUCGAGGACAUUGUUCUUGGAGAUGCAGAUGGUGGGAAAAUGGAAGACGGUUAAGUAAAAAUUUCAAUGUCAAAAGAUUUGGAACUGACGGUGCAUUAAGAAUGGCAGUUAUCAUGAAACUAAAAAAAAGCACUCCAAAAGAACAAGCACAAUUAUUAAAGCAUCAGAGGGACUUUCUAAAUUUGUGUUAUGUUAAUAACUGGUUGCCCAAUCCAAAAAAGGAAAGGGGACAAAAUGUGGAAAAGGAUGAUGGUUGUGAUGGUGUUGCUGCUGCUGACGUGCGAGAAGAUAUGAUGAAUCAUGUUAGGGAAGAGAAAUGUGAAAAGAAUAAUAAUGGAAAGAAAAUUAAUAAACACUGUGAUGAAAACAGAAACACAGGGGCAUACAUUAUGAGCAAAUUGUUUAAUUCUUCCAAUGCAAAUAAAAGCCGUGAUAAUACUAAUAAACGUGUCAAUAAGAGGAAUACUAUGAAAGGAAAUGUGCGCAUUCGUAAAAUUAAUAAAAUAAAUAAUGCAAAAAAUAAUGAAAUGAAUGAUGGAAAGAAUAAUCGAAAGAAUAAUGAAAUGAAUAAUAUAAAGAAAAAGGAAAAAAGAAAUAUAAAAAAUAACAAUGUUCAUGUUUUUACUAAAGAUGAGAACAUAGGUUCUAUGUAG